Solea senegalensis (Senegalese sole) is the source of this 798-nucleotide messenger RNA. It is a transcript of the gene tmem81, whose product is annotated as transmembrane protein 81. NCBI's taxonomy places the organism in Eukaryota, Metazoa, Chordata, Actinopteri, Pleuronectiformes, Soleidae. The transcript has 6 exons. The coding region runs from base 1 to 798 and encodes 265 amino acids. The record is from RefSeq and is a predicted model, not a curated record.
AUGGAGAUGCGGAAGUUCAUUCACACGGCAACAAGUGACAGCAACCGAGAGGCAAUCAAACCUCUGAGCUCAGUUGAGUUGGAGGACGCGGAUGACGUGCAAGUGGAGGUUAUUGUCCGCAGCUCCCCCUGCAGCGCCACCUGUGGGGUGGGGCUUACCACUCAGACCAUGUGUUGUCUGAAUGACAGUAAGAAAGACAUGGAAGAAAGUGGGAGGAGAACAAACAGGACAUCACAGGUGUCAAAGGUGUGCCGUGUCCGCAAGGUGAAGUGUUUGGAGUCUUGGCAGUGCGGCCUCAGGACGAUGACUGUGACUUCAGGAGAGAAAGUGGAGCUUGACUGUCUAGGAGAAGUCAUGGAGGCGAUGGGGUAUUUUUCCUGGCGGGUGCUGUGGCGUUACGCACAUGGAAUCAUCACCUCCGAUGACACUCUGUUUGCUCAUUGGAAAGCGCCUCAGCUGGACAAAGUGAUUCUGGACCCGGUCAGAGAGGAGGACGCAGGUACUUACCGUUGUAUGGUACAAGACGCUAAAUAUCGCCGGGUAAAGAGGGUCUACUGGGGCAUCCGGGUUUUACCCACUGAGGUGCUCAAUCUGGACUAUGAAGGCACUCUCACCAAGUGGGAGUCAACUCCAAACGAGCAGAACCAGCAGAACCAGACUGUGUCUUACCGGCAGGACCAGUGGAUGAUCCUUUACAUGGUGCUGAUCCCACCGAGCCUCGCGGGUGCUGUUGCGGGACUCAUACUGGGCCUCUGCUGGGCAGUGAGGAGGCGACAGCAGGGGGGAGUAGUAGUGUAG